Hemicordylus capensis (graceful crag lizard) is the source of this 1365-nucleotide messenger RNA. RefSeq names its product ribosomal protein L4 (gene RPL4). The transcript has 10 exons. Gene Ontology annotation, biological process: translation. NCBI's taxonomy places the organism in Eukaryota, Metazoa, Chordata, Lepidosauria, Squamata, Cordylidae. Gene Ontology annotation, molecular function: RNA binding; structural constituent of ribosome. The record is from RefSeq and is a predicted model, not a curated record. Gene Ontology annotation, cellular component: cytosolic large ribosomal subunit; ribosome. The coding region runs from base 149 to 1279 and encodes 376 amino acids.
CGUGUGAAAGAAGGCGGGGCUUGGCGGCCGCGGAAGAAAGAGCCAAAGGGAGGAGGCGGCGAGGCGUCCUUCCUUUUCCGGCCGGGGCCGAGUUGGAGUGAGAGGGCAGCGAGAGGGGCUCCUCCGCUGGUGGCAGAGCGGCGCCGCCAUGGCUUGUACUCGUCCAUUAGUGUCUGUAUACUCCGAAAAGGGAGAAGUGUCUGGUAAAAAUGUCACCAUGCCUGCUGUGUUCAAGGCUCCCAUUCGCCCAGAUAUUGUGAAUUUUGUUCACACCAAUUUGCGAAAGAACAACAGGCAGCCCUACGCUGUCAGUGAACUUGCAGGGCAUCAGACCAGUGCUGAAUCCUGGGGUACAGGAAGAGCAGUUGCUCGUAUCCCAAGGGUUCGUGGAGGUGGAACUCAUCGAUCCGGCCAGGGUGCUUUUGGCAACAUGUGUCGUGGAGGCCGCAUGUUUGCUCCAACCAAGACGUGGCGCCGCUGGCACCGAAGGGUGAACACAACUCAGAAGCGCUAUGCCAUCUGCUCGGCGCUGGCGGCUUCAGCCCUCCCGGCACUGGUGAUGUCUAAAGGCCACCGCAUUGAAGAGGUCCCAGAACUUCCCUUGGUAGUUGAAGACAAAGUUGAGGGUUACAAGAAAACUAAAGAAGCUGUUUUACUGCUCAAGAAGCUUAAAGCCUGGAAUGAUAUUAAAAAGGUUUAUGCCUCUCAGCGUAUGCGUGCAGGCAAGGGUAAAAUGAGGAACCGCCGUCGCAUCCAGCGCAGGGGACCUUGCAUCAUCUACAAUGAGGACAAUGGCAUCAUAAAAGCUUUCAGGAAUAUCCCAGGAAUUACUCUUCUCAACGUCAACAAGCUGAACCUCUUGAGACUUGCUCCUGGUGGCCAUGUUGGGCGUUUCUGCAUUUGGACUGAAAGUGCUUUCCGUAAGCUGGAUGACUUGUAUGGAACUUGGCGCAAGGCGGCCAUCCUGAAGAGCAACUACAACUUGCCACUGCACAAAAUGACCAAUACCGAUCUUGGAAGGAUCCUGAAAAGCCAAGAGAUACAGAAGGCCCUUCGUGCACCAAAGAAAAAGAUUCACCGCAGAGUUCUUAAGAAGAAUCCACUGAAGAAUCUAAGAGUUAUGAUUAAACUGAAUCCAUAUGCCAAGACUAUGAGACGCAACACCAUUCUGCGCCAUGCUAAAAAUCACAAGCUCAGAGAAGAGAAAGCAGCAAAGGGGAAAGCAAAGGUUGAAGCUGCUGCUGCCGCCGCCGCAGCAAAGCGUAAGCCUGCAGCGUAGAUAUGGCAAGAUUCAGCGCUUGGCCUGCUUCAGUGCUGAAAAGGGCUGUACUGUGCAUUACAGUUAAUAAAAAACAAAUCUCUCGA